AUGAGUCAUUAAAUGUUUAAAGCCCAAACCCUCCAUCAUCAAACCUGGGGUUUUUGGCCGUCGCUUCCUUUUAUCUCCUCCGUUUCGCGCCGCUCUUCUUCGCCGUUUGCUGCUUUUUUCUCAGAGCUGAAUUCUGGUUUUGAAGAAGAAUUGGAGUAAAUUAAGAAAAUAAGAAAGAAAAAAUGAAGCUGGACGUCGACGUUUUGAGAUAUCUCUCCAAAGAUGAUUUUAGGGUUCUAACCGCCGUCGAACUGGGCAUGAGAAAUCAUGAAAUCGUGCCUUCAGACCUCAUCGACCGUAUUGCUUCCCUCAAGCAUGGAGGCACUUACAAGGUUUUGAAGAACUUACUCAAGCAUAAACUACUGCACCAUGACUCUUCCAAAUAUGAUGGGUUUCGUCUUACAUACCUUGGAUAUGAUUUCCUUGCCAUUAAAACCAUGGUCAACAGGGGAGUUUUCACUGCAGUUGGUCGUCAAAUCGGGGUCGGCAAAGAGUCUGAUAUCUUUGAGGUUGCCCGCGAAGACGGAACUGUGAUGGCAAUGAAGUUGCAUAGACUCGGUAGAACUUCCUUUAGGGCUGUCAAAACUAAGCGUGACUACUUAAGGCAUCGAAGUAGUUAUAACUGGCUCUAUUUGUCUCGCUUAGCUGCACUCAAGGAAUAUGCAUUUAUGAAGGCUUUGGAAGAGCAUGGUUUUCCUGUACCGAAUGCUGUGGACUGUAAUAGGCAUUGUGUAGUUAUGUCGCUUAUCCAAGGUUAUCCACUUGUACAGGUGAAGCAGUUGCAAAAUCCAGAGACAGUUUUUGACACAAUCAUUGGCCUUGUUGUUCAUCUGGCAGAACAUGGUCUCAUUCAUUGUGACUUCAAUGAGUUUAACAUAAUGAUUGAUGAUGAUGAAAAAGUGACAAUGAUUGAUUUUCCCCAAAUGGUAUCUGUAUCACACCGUAAUGCACAGAUGUACUUUGAUCGUGAUAUAGAAUGCAUUUUUAAGUUUUUUGGCAAGAGGUUCAACUUGUCCUUUGAAGAACGCUCUGAUGAUGUUGAUGAUUCAGAGGUAGAAACAGAGGAAAGUGGCAGGCCUACCUUUUCUUCAAUAACCAAAACUGCUGGUUUUCUUGACAAGGAACUUGCUGCCAGUGGAUUUACAACAAAAGAUCAGGAUGACAUUCAGAAAUUCAUUGAAGGCAAUGUUGCAGAGGAUGAUGUUUCUGACAAUGAACAUGAAUCUGAGUCAUGCCAAACAAACAUAAAGGGCUUUGAUUCAUUGAACUUAGAUCAGGAAGAACCAACUUCAAGUUGUAAUGAAGAAGGGCAAAUAGAUGAAAACCAGCAUAGCCCUGAAGCAGGUCAAAGUGGUGAUCCUGAAAGUCAAAAUUCAAGCAAUGAGGAGGAAGAUAAUCAGAAUGCUGAUGAUGCUCAACUAAUGAAGAGCUUGGCCAAGCAGAGACGACGUGCAAUGGCUGCUGCACGUAAAGGACGGAAGAAUAUUGCCUCCAGAAAUUCUUACAAAGACAAAGGGGGUAAAUCUUCGAACAGUUCUAAAAUCCAGAAACAGUUGAGUAGUUGGUAAAUUUUAUUUUAUAAUUGAUCAACGCAAUAGCGUAACUGCGUUAUGUUUUAUUUUUUUAAGGGAUAAUAACCUAAAUAGCCCCUAAAUUAUUGUAUUUUUUUUAAUUUUGAUAUCUAAACAAAAAAAAAUUUUAAUCAA
Molecule: messenger RNA, 1706 nt
Organism: Durio zibethinus
Lineage: Eukaryota; Viridiplantae; Streptophyta; Magnoliopsida; Malvales; Malvaceae
Biological process (GO): maturation of SSU-rRNA; protein phosphorylation
Cellular component (GO): cytosol; nucleus; preribosome, small subunit precursor
Molecular function (GO): ATP binding; protein serine/threonine kinase activity
Source: RefSeq, a predicted model, not a curated record